GGCAGAGAAUCCCUAGUGGGUGGGGGGAUGUAGGGAUCACCCUGCUGCCCCCCACCCUCUCCCCCCCCAGCUCUGUUUCCUGCUCCAAGGAGAAUGUGGAUGAAAGGGGGACUGCACUGUGUGAGUGCCACCGGAAACAUCGCUCCGGUUUGAUGCAGUGCAAGUUGCUGAAUGCUUGGGGGUUAUUUUGGGAUGCUGGGCUGCAUGUGUCUCCCCUUGGUCUUCACUUUGCCAACUCCUACAUUCUGCUCCCACCAGGACCAAGGAAAAAGGGAGUAGUCCCCUCGUCCUGCACUCUUUUCCCAGUCCCAUCAGUGCUCCCAGUACCAAGCACAAUGGAGCAGGAAGAGCUUUGCAAAGGGAGAGGCUUAUCCCCAUCUUGGCGCCUUGCUUGGGUGCAGGGGGAAGAUGCUCAAUCGGUGUGCAGGAGCCCCCGGGACAUUUUGCCAAUUGAACGUGGGUUUGCAAGUCUGCUGUCCCUCCAGGGUACGUCUGCUGCAGAGCAGCACUGCUGGGCAUCCCACUCCACCCUACCCCACCUCAGGCAGUUAGAACCCAGAGGAGAGGACACUCUAGGUUGUUUUUGCCUUCAGCCAUCUCAGCCCCAGCCCAAGCAAGAGCAGCUUCUUGAUAGCACUACCAGUGUUGUCCCAGACAAGGGACUGAGCAGUCCCCAUUCCCUUGGCUGCAGUGACCUCUGUGCUGCCUGAGGGGCUGGUGCUGAUUGGGGUGCAUGGCUGAGUCCCAUGAGCUCAGACAACUUUUGGGGGUGCUGGUGCCCCCGAGUGUUGUCUUCAUCCCGAGUUCUUGGGGAUGUGGUCAGGAUGUGGUUUGUGGAUCCCCUUUGCAGAACAACCCCACAAUGCACCGGAGAAGUGCUCACUUCCACUGCAAGUGGCUGAGACCCCCCUGGAGUCUGCACAAGGUUGCUGCAUCCCAAGGGGCUUUGAUACCCACUUUCAUAAACCCUUGGCAGAGAACACCCGGCCUUGAUGGCAAUCCUGCGGAGACUGGCCCAUGGGUUCUCUGGGCUGAUCCCAGUCUGUGCUGGGAGCACGCACAGCAGGAGGGAGAGGCCCACCUGCCAAGCUGUGCUUUUGGAAGCCCUCCCAGCCUGCAUUUGCUCUGUCCUUCCCUACCCUGUUUUCAUGUGCCGGAGGAUGUGAACUUGCCAGCAGUUCUGCACCCCUGGGCCUGCUUCCCCUCUGCAUCCCAUGAGGCAGGACAAGGGGAAACCCCCUCAGCACAAAUGAGCAUCCCCACUCCAGGGUUGUUCUGCAUGCACUGGUGCUCGAUGAUUUCCCUAUGAGCUUCUGCAGCUGCUCCAACCAGAGUUGUCCCAGGCUGAGUCAGGACUGGCUACAAACCCACCUCCUCCCUCUGCCUUUAAGGGAAGAAAUGAACAAAGCAUUUGCGCUUUCAUCUGGGGAGUGCAGAGGUGGGGGCUCAGUGCCUUUUCCCCCUUUGUUAGGAGCAAAUCUGCAUGAACUGAGCAGCCAGAGUGGUACCUACUACUGCUAAAAGCUGUUGUGUGGGGGUUCAAGCACACCAAAGGGGACAUGAAGUGCCAGCACGAACAUCGUUUCCAUAGGAAACUCAAAGUAACAUAGAGCUUCUUGUUCUGCCUCCUCCUUGCCAAGCCAAAGCACUGCAGUGGAAUGCUGCCCUGGAAUGGGGCACAACCCUGGCCCCACACCACUCGCUGUGGGCAGGAUGCCUCAGUUUCCCCAAGCUCUUCAAAUUCAUUGUUUCCCACUGGUAAGGCUGGAGAGCUUCAGGGAGCUGGGGCGCAGUGCAAGGGCAAUGCUCACUGUUCAAAGAGGGAGCAGAACAGCUGAGGAGCAGUGCAGCAGGAUGAGACUUCCACCAUGCUGGUUCUCCUGCCAGGUUGGGAGCAUCCCCAGCCCCAUGGUUUGGAGGUGGAUGGAGAGGGCAGAGCUUGGUGCUAGUUGUGGCAUGGGACAGUAGUGUGGUGCCACCAGGUCUGGGGAGAGGUGCGUGGAGAUAGAUGAGCAAGCAUUGGGCAGGUGCUGAGCAAGGGCAGGGUUUGGGGGGAGUGCUACACCCCAGCUCUGGUGGAAAUCUCCCUGCAUGCUGCCAGGGCUGUGUGUCAUUUGGUUAUUUUUGGUUUCCCAACACUGCUUCCUCUGUGCUGCUCUCCGUCUGCCUCCAGGCUGGCAGCUUCCACCUUGCUGGGCUGUCACAGAGCAAGUCCUGCUCUCAAACCAGGGCAGCAGGGUCCUGCCCCUUCCUGCCCAGCAGUAGUUUUACUGUUCUUGGGGCACUGUGGUUUGUCCCUGCAGCUGGGACCUCACCAAUAAGAGGAAGGAAGCGGUAUCUUUGCUCCAAAACAGUGCUCUCACUUGCUGCAGGUACGCACAGUACAAAGGAAGCUGCAGCCGUCCCCUUCCCUGACGUCACCCUGCACGGUGACACCGUGGCUUACUGGGUGCAGCCGGAAAGGGCCCUGAUUCUAGUGUCACCAUCAUCAAGAUUGCUGCACCCUGUGCUGCAAAAUCUCGUGCUGAGACCCCAGGAUGAGUACACCCGAUGAGGAGCCGACCAAUCCAGCCCACACUCUGUUUGAGCACUUUGUACGUGCCAGGCAGUGCCAGGAGGUCCUGAGCUGCUUUGCAGAGCUGUGUCAUCAGCUGGGGCUGCAGGGCAAUGGGCUGCAGCUGUACCACAACCUCAAGGCUGCCCUCAACUCUUGGAGUGCCAAGGCUCUGUGGAGCAAGCUGGAUAAGAAAGCAGGACACAAGGACUACGACCAGGGCACUGCCUGCGCCAGCACCAAGUGUCUGGUGGUGGGUGCUGGUCCCUGUGGCCUGCGCACUGCCAUCGAGCUGGCGCUGCUUGGCGCCCGUGUGGUGCUGCUGGAGAAGCGUGACUCCUUCUCUCGUAACAAUGUGCUGCACCUAUGGCCCUUCACCAUCCAUGAUCUGCGGGCGCUGGGUGCCAAGAAGUUCUACGGGCGCUUCUGCACUGGCACACUGGACCACAUCAGUAUCCGGCAGCUGCAGCUCAUCCUGCUGAAGGUGGCCCUAUUGCUGGGUGUGGAGGUGUAUACCAAGGUUCAAUUUAAAGGCCUCCAUCCCCCCACAGGCAAAGCAGCUGGACAGGGCGGCUGGCGGGCUGUGCUGCAGCCCAGCUCCUCUCCCCUCAGCCACUAUGAGUUUGAUGUCCUCAUCUCGGCUGGGGGAGGCAAGUUUGUCCCAGAAGGCUUCAAGCGGAAGGAGAUGCGAGGCAAGCUGGCUAUUGGCAUCACCACCAACUUCAUCAACCGCUACAGCCGGGCAGAGGUGGAGGUAGCCGAGAUCAGCGGCGUGGCCCGGAUCUACAACCAGAAGUUCUUCCAAAACCUCUACAAUAAAACAGGGAUUGAUUUGGAGAACAUCGUCUACUACAAGGAUGAUACACACUACUUUGUCAUGACAGCCAGGAAGCAGAGCUUGCUGAAGAAGGGUGUCAUCCUGCAGGACAAAGCGGACAUUGAGAGCCUCCUGUCCCCAGACAAUGUGAACUGGGAUGCACUGCUCAGCUAUGCCAAGGAGGCUGCCAACUUCUCCACCAACUACUGCCUGCCUGAGCUGGAGUUCGCCCUCAACCAUCACAACCAGCCAGAUGUCGACAUGUUUGACUUCACCUGCAUGACACGCUCCGAAAACGCAGCACUGGUGCGGGAGCACAACGGGGCACGCCUACUGGUGGGGCUGGUGGGCGACUGCCUGGUGGAGCCCUUCUGGCCUCUGGGCACCGGUGUGGCUCGGGGCUUCCUGGCUGCCUUUGAUGCAGCAUGGAUGGUGCGGCGGUGGGCGGCCGGGACACCUCCUCUGGAGGUGUUGGCAGAGAGGGAGAGCAUCUACCAGCGCCUAUCGCAGACCUCACCAGACAACACCAACAAGAACGUCACACAGUACAGCAUCGACCCCACCACACGCUACCCUAACCUCAACCUGCAGGCUAUCAGACCCAGCCAGGUCCGGGACUUCUACCUCGUAGGCAAGGUGGAGGUGGACCACGAGAAGAAGAUUGACAACAGGCUCAGCACCGCUGUCUGCGGAGACACCUACAAGGAGCUGCUGCGCUGGUGCCAGGAUAGCACGGAUGGGUAUCAUGGGGUGGAGGUGACUGACUUCACGUCCUCCUGGACCAGUGGUUUGGCUCUCUGUGCCCUCAUCCAUCGAUUUCGUCCCCAUUUGGUGGAUUUCAACGCCAUGGACCCACAGGACCCCAUACGCACCCACCAGCUGAUGCUGGAUGUGGCAGAGCAGGAGUUGGGCAUCCAGCCUAUCCUCUCCAGUGCUGAGAUGGCCUCCAUGGCUGAGACCAACCGCCUGGGGCUCAUCACCUACCUCAGCCAGUUCUAUGAAGCAUUCAAGCCUCCUCCUCCAGCGUCGAUGGAGCUCAGCAAGAAGCCUCUGUCCCCCUGUGGCACCAAAGGGGCCAUCCUCUUUCUCAGCAAGCUACAGAAGAGCCGCAUCCUGACUCACAAGCGCACCCAGGCCAGUGUGCAGAAAGAUGCUGAGGGCAAGAAGAGCAAUAGGGACAGCACAGAGAUUGAUGCAGUUCCAUCUGGAGAUUCUAUGGAUAAUGACCACGAUGCACAACCUGCUGCCACUGUGGACCCCGCACAGACAUUGGUUCGCCCAGAGAGCAGUGAUGCCUGCUACUUUUGUGCACGCCGUGUCUACAUCCUGGAACGGGCCAGCGCCGAGGGACUCUUCUUCCACCGCAGCUGCUUCCAGUGCUGGCGCUGUGGGGCCACGCUGCGCCUAGGAGACUACGCCUUCAACGAGGAGGACGGUCACUUCUAUUGCUCACUUCACUUCCCUGACACCCUUAGCAUGGAGCUGCCCCCGCAUGAGCCACCAGCACUGCUCCCGAACAAACCUUCCAUGCUGCCUGAUGGGGAUGCUGUCACUGACCACGUGCUCUCAGAUGCUGGGAGCCCCUGUGCAUCCCCUGAGCAGGAGAAGCCUGGACCCCCACCCAUUUCCCCACAGCCACCCUGGGAGCCCAAGAUAGAGGAGGGUGUGGGCACUGAUGAAGUGAAGGAUGCUACGGGCACUGAUGAGAUAGUAGAGCAGGAGCUGCUGGUUUUGGGGAUGGAGAAUACAAUGGAGGAGGAUGAGGAGAGUGAAGGUCCCAGCACAGAGCCUCAGAAGGCAGUGGAGGAUGCUGAAGAGAGUGGUGGCAGGAGGAAGAUCAUCCUCUCAGACCUGGAGAAGCUUCAUCUCUCCUCACUGAGCCUCAUGGGCGACACAGAGGCUGAGCCUCCCCCCAAGCCAGCACGGCUGCGGCUGCAGGCACCGCUCGAGGCCAUGCUAGGUGUGCAGGCACAGGUGGCCUGGGAGGAGGAGGAGAAGGAGGAAGAAGAAGCAGUCAUGGAGGAAGAUCUGGAGGAGAGUGACAGUGAGGAAGAGGAGGAGGAGGAAGGCUCAGACCUGGACAUCACGGGAGAGUUGAACCUGAUAGUGGGGGGCACAGAGAAGUACCCCACCUGGAAACACACGCUGGACCGCCGUGCACGGGAGGCACAGAUGAAGCGGUUCUGCAAAGCCCAGGCCAUCCAGCGGCGGCUGGAGGAGAUCGAGGUGACAUUCCGAGAGCUGGAGCUGCAGGGUAUCAAGCUGGAAAAGUUCCUUCGGGAGGACAGUGACAGCCCAGCUGACCAGAAGACGCAGUGGAUGAACCAGUUGCUGUACCUGGUGCAGAAGAAGAACAGCCUGAUGUUGGAGGAGUCGGACCUCAUGAUCACGGUGCAGGAGCUGAAGCUGGAGGAGCAGCAGUGGCAGCUGGACCAGGAGCUGCGUUGGUACAUAGAGAAAGAAGAAGCCCUGAAGACCCCUGAGGACCAUGCAGCUGAGCAACAGAUCCUGGCUCAGCUGCUGAAGGUGGUGGACAAACGCAAUGCACUCAUCCACAUGCAGGAGGAGAAGCGUCUCAGUGAGCUGCAUCCCUGAAGGAUUCUCAUGGGGGGGGUUCUAGCAGUGUCCCUCCCCAGGUUAAGCAUCACCCCAAGCUGCUUUGCAGGCAGCUGCCAUGGCGAAGCUGCGUCCCCACUUGCUAUGGAGGGGGUGACAGCAAGGAGCAUACCCAUUCUGCAGCACAGAAGAAGUGCCCCCCACAUCCAGCUUAAUUUUGCCUUGGCCUUGUGCUUGCUUGAAAAUGAGAUUUGCAGGGCACAUGAAAUACAAGGGCUGCAUGGCUCUGCCCAGGAUUUGCCAGAGGAAAAAUCCCCAUCGAGGAACUGGAGUCUCUCUCGCUGCAAGAGAUCCCACAGCUAUGACCCCUUCAAGGCAGAUGCUGCCACAAGGCAGAACUGAUGGCAUCAAAAGCUUUUGGUCCUGUAAAACCUCUCAUGCUCAAGUUGCUCCACUGCCUUCCUCAGGACAGUGCCUCGGUCCCAGUGUGUGACAGCUCCAUGCCCACCAGACCCCAAGGGCCCAUGGCCACCAUGGGCAGGUGGCAGUUUCAUGCCAGAUACGGUGGGGCAGCAGCAGGAGCAGUGCCUGGAAGCUACUCUGGGACAUCCAUCCCAAUCAAGAACAUCCAUCCCAGCUGGGGACACCCACACUAAUCAAAGACAUCCAUCCCAGAUGGGAACAUCCACACCAAACCCUGACAUCAGGCUCUACAAACGGGACUACCAAUGGCCAGCACGUAGCUCUGCAUCACCACUUUUGGGUGCCACCUCCAUACUGUCCCCAUCCACCGCAGGAUACAAGGGUCAAAAACUCCUGUGCAAUGUGAUGUGGGAUGAGGAUGUUUCCCCAGCAGCUCUCCUAGUGGAUUUUGCCCAGAGCUGGCACUAUCUGUGACACAGGACAAAGGGCACUGGUGGCCACAUCCUCCUUGGCCCUUUCGGGCUUCUCCAAUUCCAGUGCCUUUGCAUGGACCUUUAAAGAUUUCCCAGUUGCUGCAGAGCUGUUCUCCACAGAGAUGUGGUGCUUACAGUAUGGGAGUCCUGGGUGUGGGAUGCUCUGCACCUCCCACUCUGCUGCAACCCCCUGCCUUGGAAUAAAACCUCCUUGACAUGGCA
Phasianus colchicus (ring-necked pheasant) is the source of this 7045-nucleotide messenger RNA. RefSeq names its product microtubule associated monooxygenase, calponin and LIM domain containing 1 (gene MICAL1). The record is from RefSeq and is a predicted model, not a curated record. Gene Ontology annotation, molecular function: FAD binding; protein binding. Lineage: Eukaryota; Metazoa; Chordata; Aves; Galliformes; Phasianidae.